Molecule: messenger RNA, 1159 nt
Organism: Mercurialis annua (annual mercury)
Lineage: Eukaryota; Viridiplantae; Streptophyta; Magnoliopsida; Malpighiales; Euphorbiaceae
Exons: 2
Coding region: 106-855 (249 amino acids)
Source: RefSeq, a predicted model, not a curated record
UAUUAUCCAAACAGAUUUUCUCUUCACCAUUUUCUCGGAAAAAAAUGGCAAUCUCAUCUCUUUAUUUCAUCUAAUCCAAAUUGAUUCAGAAAAAAUUACUGUCCGAUGGCACUUUUCAUCAGUUCACCGGAAAUAUCCACGGUUAAAAUUCCCUUUAACCGUCCCAAUUUGAACCCGAAAGUCAUCAAGAGCCUGACGGUGUUGAGAAAUGACGAGAGAAUUGGGUUUAGGGUUAGAGCCAGAGCUGAUUUUAGAAGCUCUGUGGUUAGGGUUUCGCAGGUGAAUCAAUUGUACGGACAUUUUUCGGCUGCGGUAGAGCAAGAAAGCAAAGAAGAAGCAGAGAAGCAGGAUUAUUAUGUGAAUAUGGGAUAUGCUAUUAGGACUGUGAGAGAGGAGUUUCCUGAUAUUUUUUAUAAAGAGCCCAGUUUUGAUAUCUACAGGGAUGACAUUGUAUUUAAAGACCCUCUCAACACUUUUAUUGGAAUUGAGAACUAUAAAUCAAUCUUCCAGGCACUGCGUUUCUAUGGAAGAAUAUUUUUCAAGGCUUUGUGGGUAGAGAUUAUCAGUGUAUGGCAACCUGUGGAGAAUGUCAUAAUGGUUCGAUGGACUGUGCAAGGCAUCCCCCGAGUCCCAUGGGAGAGUCGCGGUCGAUUUGAUGGGACAUCCGAGUACAAACUUGAUAGGCAUGGAAAGAUCUAUCAGCACCGAGUUGAUAAUGUUGCACUUAAUUCACCUCCAAAGUUUCAAGUAUUGGCUGUGGAGGAAUUAAUCCAAUCUAUCGGUUACUCCUCAACCCCGAAACCAACAUGUUUUGAAAUUUCAUCCACAGUCUUCAAAGAGAAAAUAGAGAGGUAAAGUACAAACCGAAUUUGAUAAGUGAUGGGGUAAAAUAUGAUUUUUAAGAUCAACCCGAGUUUGAGCUGAUUUGCCAUCUUUACUGUAUAAAACCAACGCAACUUUUAUUAUUCAGGUGGACUAUACAGGAUAUACUGCAGUAGAUAUGUAUAAAUUUUGUAUAUACUAGUGAGCAUUAAACGAACGUUGCAUCAUGGACCAUGGUUGGUUAAAUUUGUUGUAUGCAUUUUGAUCUAACAUCCUAAUGUUGUUAGUGUAUGAAAGCAACACAGAAUCUAUAUUUAUUUGUUUUUAUUUUAGGCAA